AUGGCAAACGUCACACCAGCAAAGCUGGACAAUAUGGAGGUGCAGCAGCAGCCACAGAACAACAACCCACGGUGGGAGACUACGGACCAUCACCACCGGCCCUGGGAUGAGACUACGGCCACGGCCAAGCUCUUUGAAUGCUCACGGAUCAAGGCGUUGGCAGACGAGCGGGAGGCUGUGCAGAAGAAGACCUUCACCAAGUGGGUGAAUUCGCACUUGGCUCUUGUCUCCUGCCGGAUCAGCGACCUCUACACAGACCUGCGUGACGGCUGCAUGCUGACGAAGCUGCUGGAAGUGCUGUCCGGGGAGCAGCUGCCCAAACCAACACGGGGCCGGAUGAGAAUCCAUUCCUUGGAAAACGUGGACAAGGCCCUGCAGUUCCUGAAGGAGCAGAGAGUCCAUCUGGAGAACGUGGGAUCCCAUGACAUUGUCGACGGGAACCACCGCCUGACUCUGGGCCUCAUCUGGACCAUCAUUCUCCGAUUCCAGAUCCAGGUGAUCAAGAUAGAGACAGAAGACAACCGGGAGACCCGCUCAGCCAAGGAUGCUCUGCUACUCUGGUGCCAAAUGAAGACUGCUGGGUACCCUGAAGUCAAUAUUCAGAACUUCACCACCAGCUGGAGAGAUGGGCUGGCAUUUAAUGCUCUCAUCCACAAACACAGGCCGGACACCAUUGAUUUCAAGAGACUCACCAAAUCGAACGCUGCCUACAACCUCCAGCAGGCCUUCAAUACGGCUGAGCAGCAGCUGGGCCUUGCCAAACUGCUGGAUCCAGAAGAUGUCCUCAUGGAGCACCCCGAUGAGAAGUCCAUCCUCACCUACGUGGUCUCCUUCUACCACUACUUCUCCAAGAUGAAGGCUCUGGCGGUGGAGGGGAAGCGGAUCGGCAAGGUGCUAGAUCAGGUCCUGGAGAUUGAGAAGAUCAUUGAGCGGUACGAGAGCCUGGCCAGCGAGCUGCUGGAGUGGAUCGCGCUCACCGUCAACGUCAUCAGCAACCAGAAGUUUGCCAACUCCCUGGCUGGGGUCCAGCAGCAGCUGCAAUCCUUCACUGCCUUCUGCACCCUGGAGAAGCCCGUCCGGUUUCAGGAGAAAGGGAACCUGGAAGUCUUGCUCUUCUCCAUCCAGAGCAAGCUGCGAGCCAACAACCGCAAGCUCUAUGUGCCGCGAGAGGGAAAGAGCAUCUCCGACAUCAACAAGGCCUGGACCGGGCUGGAGAAGGCGGAGCACGAGCGGGAGGUGGCCCUGCGCAAUGAGCUGAUCCGCCAGGAGAAACUGGAGCUGCUGGCCCAGCGCUUCGACCACAAGGCGGCCAUGCGGGAGGCCUGGCUGAACGAGAACCAGCGGCUGGUCUCCCAGGACAACUUUGGCUACGACCUGCCAGCGGUGGAAGCGGCCAUGAAGAAGCACGAGGCCAUCGAGGCGGACAUCUCAUCCUACCAAGAGCGCAUCCAGGUGGUGGUGGAGCUGGCCCAGGAGAUGGAGUCUGAGGGAUACUACGACAGCAAGCGCAUCGGCGCCCAGAGGGACAACGUCCUGCGGCAGUGGGGCCUCCUGAAGGGGCUGGUCAGCGCCCGCCGGGCCCGGCUGGAGCAGAACGUGGCCCUGCAGAAGAUCUUCCAGGAGAUGGUCUACAUGAUCGACUGGAUGGAUGAGAUGCAGGCCCAGCUGGGCUCCAAGGAGCUGGGGAAGCACCUGCUAGAAGUGGAGGACCUGCUGCAGAAGCACAGCCUGCUGGAGGCCGAUAUCUCGGCCCAGGCCGAGCGGGUGCAGGCCCUCAACACUGCUGCCCUCAAGUUCGCUGAGCUUGAAGGCUACCAGCCCUGUGACCCGCAGAUCAUCCGCAACCGGGUGAGCCACGUCCAGAGCUGCUUGGAGCAGCUGCAGCAGCUGGCCUCGAAGCGGCACAAGGAGCUGGAGGCCUCCCGCCAGCUGUGGACUUUCUUCCAGGAAGUGGAGGAAGCGGAGGCCUGGGUGCGGGAGAAGGAGCGCAUCCUGUCCUCCUCCCAGAGCUAUGGGAAGGACCUGAGCAGCGUGGCCAAGCUGCUGAGCAAGCACAACAUCUUCCUGGGGGAGCUGGGGGGGCGGCGGUCUUUGCUGCACAGCACCAUGAAGCGGGGGGAGCAGAGCCUGCUGCGGAAGCGCCUGGCCCCCAGCAACAUCCAGGAGAAGAUCCGGGAGGUGCGGCUGCGCUGGAAGCGGCUGGAGGAGUUGGCGGCCUCCCACCUCCAGAAAUUGCAGGAGGCCUCCAGCUUCUACCAGUUCAGCGCCGAGACAGACGACCUGGUGGCCUGGCUGCAGGACGCCUACCGCCUGGUGUCCAGCGAUGACUUUGGCCACGACGAGUACUCCACCCAGUCACUGGUCAAGAAGCACAAGGGGGUGGUGGAGGAGAUUGAUCAGCACCGGGCGGCUGUCCUGACCCUGCGGCAGCAGCUGGCUGCCCUGGCGCCCGACUACCACGAGCUGGUCGACGUGCAGAUCCGCAUCGUAGAGGUGGAGCAGCUGUACGGGGAGGUGGUGGAGGUGGCCGUGCUGCGGCGCCAGUGGCUGCAGGACGCGCUGGCCGUCUACCGCAUGUUCAGCGAGGUCAACGCCUGCGAGGUGUGGAUCGAUGAGAAAGAGCAGUGGCUCAACCGGAUGGACGUGCCCCAGCGGCUGGAGGAUGUCGAGGUGGUGCAGCACAGGUUUGAAAGCCUCGACCAGGAGAUGAACAGCCUGAUGGGCCGGAUCUUGGACGUCAACCAGAUCGUGCAGCAGCUGGUCGACGGGGGCCACCCCAGUGCCUCUGAAGUGCAGUCCUGCCAGGACCACCUGAACGGCAGAUGGAAUCGAGUGGUCGAGCUGGUGGAGCAGAAGAAAGACCUGCUGAACUCAAUCCUGAAGAUCCAGAACUACUUGCUGGAGUGCACCGAGAUCAAGUCCCAGAUCUGCGAGAAGCGCACGGUCGUCGAGUCCGCGCAGUACAACAGCAGCGACCUGGGCAGCGUCCUGUCCCUCCAGCGCCGCCUCUCCACCAUGGAGGCCGCUCUGGUGGUCCUGGAGCCCCGGCUGGUGGAACUGCAGCAGGAGGGGGAACUCCUGGCCAACACACACCCGGCACAGGCUGUGGAGAUCCUGAUGCACUUCGAGGAGAUCGGCGAGGAGUGGGAGGCUCUGAAGAGGACCCUGCAGGGCUGGGAGGACUCUCUGACAGUGGCCAGCAGGCUGCAGCAGUUCAUCCAGGACUUGGACGGCUUCCUGACGUGGCUGGUGAAGACGCAGGCCGCCGUGGCCACGGAGGAGCUGCCCCGGAACCUGGUGGAGGCCGAGCGGCUGCUGAACCGGCACGCCUCCCUCAAGGAGGAGAUCAACCGCUACGAGGAGGACUACGCCAAGAUCCAGGCGGUCAACGAGGUGCUGGCGCUGGAGGAGGCCGACCUGCCUUACCUCUCCCUCCAGCAGUGGCUACAGAAGCUGGACGUGGGCUGGAAUAAGCUGCUGGAGAUGUGGGGGAACCGGCGGGAAGUGCUGGUCCAGGCCCACAUAUUCUUCCUCUUUGUGCGUGACGCCAAGCAGGCAGAGAUCUGCUUGUACAACCAGGAGACCACCCUGGCCCAAUGCAAGCUGCCCACCACCGUGGAAGCUGUGGAGACAGCCAUCAAGCAGCACAAGGACUUCAUGACCACCAUGGGCCUUCACCUGCAGAAGACCACCACAGCCCUCAAGGCUGGGGAGAGCCUAAUCCGGCAGGGCAACAUCUAUGCCAACCGCGUGAAGGAGAAAAUGGAGUAUCUCCAGGCAAAGAGCCGGCAGAACCUGCAGAUGGCGCAGGAGCGGAUGGAGUGGCUGCAGGCCCACCGGGAGCUGCAGCACUUCCUGCAGGAGUGCCGUGAGCUCGAUGGCUGGGCGGCCGAGAAGAAGGUGCUGAUGGCCGGCGAGGCGUCCCUGCAGCAGCGGGCGCCCAAGCGCUGGCUCCGCCACCGGGCCUUCAUGGCCGAGCUGGCCCGCAACAAGGAGUGGCUGCGCAGGAUCGAGAAGGAGGGACAGCAGCUCAUGGAAGAAAAGCCGGAGCUGGCCGAAACCGUGAAGCAGCAGCUGGGGGAGAUCCGGCAGUGCUGGGCCGAGCUGGAGUCAGCCACUCAGGCCAAAGCCCAGCAGCUCCUGGAGGCCACGAAGGCCGACCGCUUGGUGCAGAACUACGUGGACCUCGACAAGCAGCUUCUGCGCAUGGAGAGCCAGCUGCAGGCGGUAGGGCCGGGGCCGGACCUGGCCAGCAUCAACAGCAACCUGAAGAAGCUCCAGAGCAUGGAGACGCAGGUGGAGGAGUGGUGCCAGGAAGUGGGGGAGCUGCAGGCCCAGGUGGCCGCUUUGCCCCUGGAGGCGGUCAGCAGAGAGGUGGUGGACGAGAGACAGAACACCGUGGGCACGCGCAUCGUGCGCCUCAUCGAGCCCCUCAAGGAGCGCCGGAGGAUCCUGCUGGCCUCUAAAGAGGUGCACCAAGUCAGCCAUGACUUGGAGGAUGAGAUUAUCUGGGUGCAAGACCGCCUCCCUCUAGCCCUGCUGAAAGAUCACGGCAGCAACCUGCAAACUGUCCAGCAGUUCAUCAAGAAGAACCAGAACCUACGUCGGGAGAUCCAAGCGCACAAGCCCCGCAUAGAUGACGCCCUGGAGCGGGCCAGCACCAUCGCCACCAUCAAGAGCCCGGAGCUCGACUCGGUGCGAGCGCUCCUGGAGAAGCUCUCGGAGCUGUGGGGGGCGCUCCAGGAGGGGGCAGAGCAGCGGCAGCAGCUUCUGGACGCCACCUACCAGGUGCAGCAGUACUACUUUGACGUGGCCGAGGUGGAGACGUGGCUGAGUGAGCAGGAGCUCUUCAUGAUGAACGAGGAGAAGGGCAAGGAUGAACAGAGCACCCUGCAGCUCUUGAAGAAGCACCUGGUGACGGAGCAGACCGUGGAGAACUAUGCCGAAACCAUUGCCCAGCUAUCACGGCAAUGCCGGGCGCUGCUCGAGCUGGGCCACCCUGACAGCGAGCAGAUUAGCCGGCGGCAGUCGCAGGUCGACCGGCUCUACGUCUCGCUGAAGGACCUGGUGGAGGAGCGCAAGGCCAAGCUGGAGCAGCAGUACUGGCUCUACCAGCUCAGCCGGGAGGUGGAUGAACUGGAGCACUGGAUUGCGGAGAAGGAGGUGGUGGCCGGAUCACCGGAGCUGGGACAGGACUAUGAGCAUGUGGCGCUGCUGCAGGAAAAGUUCACAGAGUUUGCCAGCGAGACGGGCAGCAUCGGCAAUGAGAGGAUCUCUGCCGUCAACCAGAUGGUGGAUGAACUGAUCGACUAUGGGCAUGCAGACGCCGCCACCAUCGCCGAGUGGAAGGAUGGCGUGAACGAGGCCUGGGCUGACCUUCUGGAGCUGAUGGAGACCCGGGCACAGCUGCUGGCCGCGUCUCACGAGUUGCACAAGUUCUUCAGCGAUUGCAAGGACGUGCUCUCGCAAAUCGAAGAGAAGAAGCAGCGCCUGCCAGAGGUGACGACUCGGGAGUCCAAGGCCUCGGCCGGCACCUUGCAGCGCAUUCUCAGCUCCUUUGAGCAUGACAUACAGGUGCUAGUGAUACAGGUGCGGCAGCUGCAGGAAGUCGCGGCCCAGCUGCGGACUGUGUAUGCGGGAGAGAAUGCGGAGGCCAUUGCGACCAAGGAGCAGGAAGUGAUGCACUCCUGGAAAGAACUCCUGAGCUCCUGCGAAGACUGCCGGCUGCAGGUCACCACCACCACUGACAAGAUCCGUUUCACCAGCAUGGUGCGGGACCUCAUCUCCUGGAUGGACACCGUCAUUUGCCAGAUUGGCACUGGAGAGAAGCCCAGGGACGUCUCCUCUGUUGAGGUGCUGAUGAAUUACCACCAGGGCCUGAAGAGUGAGAUCGAGACCCGCAACAGGAACAUCGCCACCUGUGCGGAGCUGGGCAAGACCCUGGUGCUGAAAAAAAGCCCUGCCGCGGAGGAGAUCAAAGUCCACCUGGAGAAGCUGAUGACCAAGAAGAAAGAGAUGAUUGACAAGUGGGACCGGCACUGGGAGUGGCUGCAGCAAAUGCUGGAGGUCCACCAGUUUGCCCAGGAGGCCGUGGUGGCCGAUGCCUGGCUCAAUGCCCAGGAGCCGCUGCUGAAGAGCCGGGAGUUGGGGAACAGUGUCGACGAGGUGGAGCAGCUCAUCCGGCGCCACGAGGCCUUCCGCAAAGCGGCCGCAGCCUGGGAGGAGCGCUUCAGCUCCCUCCGGCGCCUCACCACGAUCGAGAAGCUGAAAGCCGAGCAGAGCAAGCAGCCGCCCACGCCCCUGUUGGGCCGCAAGAUCUUUGCAGACCCCACCGAGCUGAACGCCAAGCGGCAGCCGCCGCACGAGAAGGACCCGCUGCGAGGCCGGCUGGAAGCCCAGCCGCUCCUCAACGGAGCCAAGCCCGAGCCCCUCGAGCAGGUGGAGGCCAAGGUCGCUUACGUGCGCCAGGAGCUGAAGCCGGAGCGGCUGCAGCCCAGGAGGGACCGCUUGCAAGAAGGGCUGGUGGCGGCGGCAGAGGCCAAAGUCCUGGAGAAGGCCAGCCACCUGAGGGCUGCUGCGGAGGAGGCUGCCAAGCCCGAGAGGUUCUCUCCCGCCGCCCGGGCCCUGGCUGAGCAGGCUGAGGCCAAGGCGAGCCGGGGGGAGAUGCCGGCCGAGAGGCAAAGGGAGCGCCGGCUGGAGCGGCAGCACUCCACCGAGCAGGACGGGCCUCGGCCCGAGCAGACGGAGCGCAGGCGAGAAAGGCGAGAGCGGCGGCUGGAGCGGCAGGAGUCCAGCGAGCAGGAGACGCCCCGCCGGGAGAAGCAGGAGAAGCGCUUAGAGCGGCAGGAGUCCAGCGAGCAGGAGGGGCCACGCAACGAACCCAGGGGGGGCGGCAAGGCGACGUUGGCCGAUAUCGUGGAGCAGCUGCAGGAGAAAGAGUCGACGGCCCCGGCAGCAGCGCCAUCUACGCCUCGUGAAAAGGACUCCCCGGCUCGCUUGCCCAACGGCCUCGACGUGUUGCCUGACAGGACGCCCCGCCCUGACCGACCCCGCGCCCGGGACAGGCCCAAGCCUCGCCGGAGGCCCCGGCCCAGGGACCCCAAUGCCCCCCCAGGGGAGGCGCGCCGGUCACGUUCCGCCCCUGCCCAGAGCAGCACCCCACCCCCACCUCCCCCUACACACACCGUCCAGCAGGAGGGCUACCUUCUGCGCAAGCAUGAAUUGGAGGGGCCAAACAAGAAGGCCUCCAACAGGUCCUGGAUCAACCUGUACUGCGUGCUCAGCAAAGGGGAGCUGGGCUUCUACAAGGACUCCAAGGGUCGGGACUCGGGAAGCACGCAUAGCAACGAGCCGCUGCUCAGCCUGCAAAGCGCCACCAGCGAGGUGGCCAGCGACUACAAGAAGAAGAAGAACGUCCUCAAGAUCAAGAUGCAGGAUGGAGGGGAAUUCCUCUUGCAAGCCAAGGAAGAGGAGGAGAUGAAGACCUGGCUGGCGGCCCUCUCCACGGCCAUUUCAGAGCACGCCGAGAUUGUGCGGUGGAGCCAGGCCCUGCUCACCACUUCCUCGACAGACGAAGGCAACCCCAAGCGAGAGGCGGACCGCCGGGCCAGCACCUCUGGCCGGAAGAAAUGAGGCUGCCCCACAGGG
Molecule: messenger RNA, 7647 nt
Organism: Euleptes europaea (tarantolino)
Lineage: Eukaryota; Metazoa; Chordata; Lepidosauria; Squamata; Sphaerodactylidae
Gene: SPTBN4
Product: spectrin beta, non-erythrocytic 4
Exons: 36
Coding region: 1-7632 (2543 amino acids)
Biological process (GO): actin cytoskeleton organization
Cellular component (GO): cortical actin cytoskeleton; spectrin; cell projection
Molecular function (GO): actin filament binding; structural constituent of cytoskeleton; phospholipid binding
Source: RefSeq, a predicted model, not a curated record